This is a messenger RNA of Salvelinus sp. IW2-2015, 417 nucleotides long. RefSeq names its product RAMP4 domain-containing protein. The record is from RefSeq and is a predicted model, not a curated record. Gene Ontology annotation, biological process: endoplasmic reticulum unfolded protein response. Lineage: Eukaryota; Metazoa; Chordata; Actinopteri; Salmoniformes; Salmonidae. Gene Ontology annotation, cellular component: endoplasmic reticulum.
CACUAGACCCUCGCCACCUGACGAGGGUAGAAGCAUCUACUUCCGGUAGCUAGCCGGCUAACAGCAAGCUAACAACCAUUAGCCUUCGCGGGCUGGACGCUACAGCAGUUGUCGGCUAUUCCUAUUCAUCGCUAAAAAUCUAAUCAACAAACCGCCUCCUUUCUCGUAGUCCUUAUCUGUAAGUGAUACGCCGGUGGUUGAGUUAGUGUAUCGUCAUUUCGUGGCUGUGAGUGACUUUUGACACACCGGUUCUCGACAUGUCUGCGGUCCAACGGAUGAAAGUGGCUAACGAGAAACACAGCAAGACCAUAACGCAGCGAGGACACGUCCAGAAGACCACGCGGGUGGUGAAUGAGGAGAAGUCUCCUGUUGGUCCCUGGCUACUGGCUCUCUUUGUCUUUGUGGUGUGUGGAUCAG